Messenger RNA from Poecilia reticulata (guppy), 2361 nucleotides. RefSeq names its product dickkopf-related protein 1. Gene Ontology annotation, biological process: negative regulation of canonical Wnt signaling pathway; multicellular organism development. Gene Ontology annotation, molecular function: co-receptor binding; receptor antagonist activity. The record is from RefSeq and is a predicted model, not a curated record. Gene Ontology annotation, cellular component: extracellular region. Lineage: Eukaryota; Metazoa; Chordata; Actinopteri; Cyprinodontiformes; Poeciliidae.
CUCCCCUACGGAAGUCCGUUAAUUCGGCAAACUAUUCACACCCCACAAUGCCCCGCAUAUCCUAAACACAUUGAUGUCCGCCGCUGGUGUAAUCAAGCACACUUUGGUGGAUAAUUGCCACCUUUUGGCAAAUCAGAAGGAUCAAAUGAAGUGGUUAAUCGACCAAAGUAACUUCAAUCACUUUGGUCCUGAAAGUGCCACAGGGUACUUUAGAGUUAUCUUGGAUGUCAAAGAGGCUGGAAGAAUCAAAUGAGCCAGUAUGUUUGGACCGUCAUAAAGAUUGCUUAUGGCUGCUAUUGAAAUGACAGAUGAAAAGUUUUUUUGUUUGUUAGUUUUGCAUUUUUAUUAAGAAAAUGCUUACGAUUUUACCAACUGAAAGGUGAUUUAUUUUUAUAAUCUCAACAAGCUCUAUAAAAGUAUAGAAAAUUUAAAGGUGCAAAAAAUGUGAUACUUUAUUUGCAAAGAGGACGAAUAAUACCAGCCAAAACUUAAUAAAAAAAAAGUUGUUCAGUUUGUGUAUUUAAAAGACAAAUAGAUCAGAUAUCCAGUAGUGAUUUUGUUGUAGACUCUAAAAUCUGAUAAUUUCGUGUGGAGUCUAGGGGUGUUGCUGAAUGUCCCCUGCGCGCCGCUGAUGGGUAUUCAGACAGACUCUGCGGGUCAUUAUCUUUCCACAAACACCGCGAAAUGUAGUCCUGUGCAAAGGAUGGCUAUUUCCGUACAGUGGGGCUCUGUUUGAAAUUCCUCCCCCUCCGCCUUUGUUGUGCACAGCGAGGGGCGGGAAGACAAACAGGUCUACAUGUAUAAAGAGAUCACCCCAGGACUUUUUUGAGUCAGGAGGCAUCCGAGCAUCGUGCCGAAACUGUCUGGGAAACUUUGGGAUACCCACGCCGUUUGGACUUUGUCACUUUUUACUACUCAGCAUAACAUAAGGGAUAUCUUUUUUUUUUUUCGUUCUUUCUCUAUGUUUGUUAAAGAAUUGAAGAGAAGUAUCAUGCAGAUGCCCCUUGCGCACCAUAUUUUGGCUGUGCAGCUCUUUCUGUUUGGAUACUGCGGAGACGUUUACGCGGGAGCAGUCCUGAUGAAUUCCAACGCGAUUAAAACCUUACCCGUGGCGGGGAAAGGUGCAGACACCGUCAGUCCAAGUCCGCGCACCUCACCGCCUGGUGGCAUGGGACACAAAUUACCCUCUGACACCUUGCAGCAGUCAGGUGCUUGCACAGAUGACGAAGACUGCGGAGGUGAUGAGUUCUGCAACGACGCCCGGGGUGUUUGUCUGCCGUGCCGUAAGUGCCGGAAGCGCUGUGUGAGGGACUCCAUGUGUUGCGCAGGAAACCGCUGCAUCAAUGGUGUUUGUCAGGUGAAUGACAUUCACAGCUCAGACUUAUCUGUCACCGCUGGCUGGAAUAAACACAACAACACCAUGGAGCAUCAAGGAAAGAGGACACCCACAGCCUCUGGCUUCCAACCGAACUCUGUCAAAGGCCAGGAGGGUGAUGCAUGUCUGAGAUCCACAGACUGCUCCGAGGGUCUGUGCUGCGCCAGGCACUUCUGGUCCCGCAUCUGCAAGCCUGUGCUGACAGAGGGCCAGGUGUGCACACGCCACCGCAGGAAAGGCAAUCAUGGCUUGGAGCUGUUCCAGCGCUGCGACUGCGGCGAGGGCCUGGUGUGCCGGGCAGAGAAAGGAGAGCGAGACCACGGAGUCAGCCGAGACCACGGUGUCAGCAGGACUGCAGCCCGGAACUUACACACCUGUCAGAGACGCUGACACAACCACACAGGCGCAUAGACCCAGAGGGGCAUAAAGAACUCACACACAAAGACACACAUCGAUAAAUCAGUGCAGACUCUGCAGACACUGACAAAUUCUCCACUUACAAUCUUGUGUUUACCAAAAGAUGCUGACACACACUAUUAUGCACACGCGCACGCAAGACACCCUCCACCUGAGACAUUAUUUCCUGCUAAAUUUGCUGAUACCAACACAUCACCCGGAAGGAUGGACAUGAAUCCUGGAAAAACGAGACACCCGCAGGGACACAGCAUUGUGAGACCAGCGUCUCCGAUUCCUCGUCAACAGGUGAAGAAUCUGAAAUCAGGAAGUGACAUUCCAGAAGGAAUUGGGGAAUCGAUUUGUAUCGUCAGUGGCAGAGCUGCUUUUGUUUCUCUUUUACGAAACUUUGAGCCACUGUUAUUGCAGUAAAUUACUGUAGUGUAAAUAAUAUCCUGUAGGUGGCACUUAUUUGUCCCAUUGAAUUUUAAGUCAACACCAGUAUUAUAAAAGACAUGGUGCUGCAUGUUUUGUAAAUAUGUGAUAUAUAAAUAUAUUAAAAUAUAUUGUUUUAUAUGAAACCAUGUAAAGAA